Molecule: messenger RNA, 6401 nt
Organism: Nicotiana tabacum (common tobacco)
Lineage: Eukaryota; Viridiplantae; Streptophyta; Magnoliopsida; Solanales; Solanaceae
Product: putative callose synthase 8
Biological process (GO): (1->3)-beta-D-glucan biosynthetic process
Cellular component (GO): plasma membrane; 1,3-beta-D-glucan synthase complex
Molecular function (GO): 1,3-beta-D-glucan synthase activity
Source: RefSeq, a predicted model, not a curated record
AAAAGAUACAGAAAACACAACACAAUACAGCAUCAAAAGCAAAAGUGAAAAAGAUCACAUUCCCAAAAGCAACCAAAAAGCAAAAUCACACUUUGUUGAUACCAAACCAAACAACAUGUAUAUACACUCAAGAUCCUAUUUUUAUACUCUCAAACUCAUGCAUUAUUUCUCCUUUGCAUUCCCAAAUGUUUCUUGGCUUUCCACAAAAUGGCAGAAAUUGUACUUGCAGAACCCAUUCAAGAAAGUACUUCUUCUACUGCUGCUAGUACCAGCAGAAGAGGUUAUACUACAAGCAAUGAAAGACCCUUCACUAGAUCAAUCACUUUCGGGCGAGAUCAUGUGCCUGAGCCCUUUGACAGUGAGAAAUUGCCAGUGACUUUGAUUUCAGAAAUUCAAAGAUUUCUUCGAGUAGCUAAUCUUAUUGAGUCAGAGGAGCCUCGUGUGGCUUAUCUUUGUCGUUUUCAUGCUUUUGAAGUAGCGCAUAACUUGGACAGGAAUUCGAAUGGUCGAGGAGUACGGCAGUUUAAAACUGCUCUUCUUCAACGGCUUGAACAGGAUGAAGAAGUUACUCUCAGGAAAAGGAAGGAAAAGACUGAUUUACGUGAACUUAGACGUGCUUAUCGUGAGUAUAAAGACUACAUCAUCAAAUAUGGUGCAGAGAGUCAUCUAGAAAAUAGAGAAAGGCUGACUAAAGCACGUGCCAUUGCUUCAGUGUUGUUUGAAGUAUCGGAUACAGUUUCCAGAGCAGCAGGUGUUCAGGCUCUAGCUGGGAGUGAGAGUCGUGAUGCCAAAUCUGAACUCUUUGUGUCGUAUAACAUUCUUCCUCUUGAUCAAGGAGGAAUUCAUCAUGCAAUCAUGCAACUCCCUGAGAUUAAAGUUGCGGUUGCAGCAGUUCGUGAUGUUCGUGGUUUGCCUUUCCUGGAAGAUUGUCGAAAACACACAACCAACCUGGAUUUGUUCAAUUGGCUCCAGUUUUGCUUUGGAUUUCAAGAAGGAAAUGUAGCCAAUCAGAGAGAGCAUUUAAUUUUAUUACUUGCUAAUGCGCAUGUUCGGCAGACUCAGAAGCAAGUAUUAGUACCCAAGCUAGGGGAUGUUGCCGUUGAUGAGCUGAUGAAGAAGUUUUUUAAAAAUUAUACAGAUUGGUGCAAAUUCUUGGGACGAAAAAGCAAUAUUAGGGUUCCAUAUUUGAAACAGGAGGCUCAGCAAUACAAACUUCUGUAUAUAGGUCUUUAUCUUCUGAUAUGGGGAGAGGCUGCUAAUUUAAGAUUUAUGCCAGAAUGCCUGUGUUACAUAUUUCACCAUAUGGCAUAUGAGUUGCACAGCAUGCUAAUUGGUGCUGUAAGCAUGACAACUGAAGAAAAACUCAUGCCAGCUUACCAGGGAAAUUCAGAAUCUUUUCUGAACAACGUAGUGUCUCCAGUGUAUGAUGUCAUAUAUAAGGAAGCAAUGAAAAGCAGAAAUGGAACAGCUGAUCACUCGACAUGGAGGAACUAUGAUGAUCUGAAUGAGUUCUUUUGGUCUCCAGAUUGUUUUCAAAUAGGUUGGCCCAUGCGCCUGGACCAUGAUUUCUUUUGUAUAGGAUCUCCAAGUAAUCUCAAAGUUCGAAAAGAAAAGGCCUCUGUUGCCAACCAAGAAGGCAACAAAAAGGAUGCUAAUGAAGAUGAAGAAAUGGGGAUCCUAGUGGAUGAGGUGCGGGAACCAAAGUGGCUGGGGAAGAUGAGUUUUGUAGAAAUCCGCUCAUUUUGGCAGAUUUUCAGAAGCUUUGACAGAAUGUGGAGCUUUUUUAUCCUAUCACUUCAGGCAAUGAUAAUUAUGGCAUCUCACGAUUUGGAUUCUCCUCUACAAGUCUUUGAUGCAACAGUACUCGAGGAUGUUAUGAGUAUCUUUAUCACAUCAGCGGUUAUUAAACUUGUAAAUGCUAUUCUUGAUAUCAUCUUUACAUGGAAAGCUCGAUGUACAGUGGACCCCAAUCAAACUCUGAAACAUGUGCUGAGGGUGGUUGUUGCUAUGAUGUGGACCAUCAUUCUUCCCAUAUAUUAUGCUAGUUCUCGUAGAAAAUAUACUUGUUAUUCAACUCAAAGUGGGAGUUGGCUUGGAGAGUGGUGCUAUUCUUCCUAUAUGGUUGCAGUUGCAUUCUACUUGAUGACCAAUGCAAUUGACAUGGUUCUAUUUUUUGUGCCUGUGGUUGGAAAGUAUAUCGAGACCUCCAAUUACCGGAUAUGCAUGUUCUUAUCCUGGUGGACUCAGCCUAAGCUAUAUGUUGGCCGAGGAAUGCAAGAAAGCCAAGUCUCCCUUCUAAAGUAUACCAUUUUUUGGAUGCUCUUGUUAAUAAGCAAAUUCAUAUUUAGCUACGCGUUUGAGAUAAAACCACUUAUAUCACCUACAAGACAGAUCAUGGCAAUCGGGGUGAAAAAUUAUGACUGGCACGAGCUUUUCCCUAAAGUCAAGAGCAAUGCUGGAGCAAUAGCUGCUAUAUGGGCUCCAAUUGUACUUGUAAGGUAUAUUUCAUGGAUGCACAAAUCUGGUAUUCUGUUUACUGUUCCAUCUUUGGCGGAGUGUAUGGAAUCCUCCACCAUCUUGAUUCGGACGCUAGGAAUGCUGAGAAGUAGAUUUCACACGUUACCUGAUGCUUUCAAUGCUCGUCUUGUCCCACCCCAAGCAAAAGAUACUGGAAACAUUCUAAAGAAUUGGCUCAUCCCUCUGACGUUCCAAAAGAACUUUCACUUUUCAGAAAGGGAAAAGAACAAUGUUGUAAAGUUUGUUCUUGUAUGGAACCAAAUCAUCAAUAGCUUCCGGGAGGAGGACGUGAUAAGUGACAGGGAGAUGGAUUUGAUGAAAAUGCCUGUAUUUUCAGAAUUAUUCUCUGGUCGAGUUUGUUGGCCUGUUUUUCUUUUAGCAGAUAAGCUUUCGAAAGCACUAAGUAUUGCACGAGACUUUGAGGGAAAGGAUGAAGUGCUUUUAAGAACAAUAAAGAAGGACACGUACAUGUACAUGGUUGUGACAGAGUGUUAUGAAUCACUGAAAUACAUCCUCGAAAUUCUUGUUGUUGGUGACCUUGAGAGAAGGGUCAUUUCUGGUAUAUUAGAUGAGAUUGAGGAAUGUAUUCAAAGAUCAACACUUCUCAAGGACUUGAAGAUGAGUGAAUUACCGGUUCUAAGUGCUAAGUGUAUUACAUUGCUUGAGCUUCUGAUUGAGGGAAAUGAAAGCCACCAUAACAAAGUCGUAUUGGCACUUCAAGAUAUCUUUGAGCUCGUAAUAAGUGAUUUGAUGUUAAAUGAAUCAAGAACAAUGGAGUUACUUUAUGCUCACCUGCAAAGUGGGGAAGAGGUCGCUGAACUUUUCAGUUGGAUUGAACCACCACUGUUUGCAUCUAAGCAUUCAAUCCAUUUUCCAUUGCCAGAUAGUGGUUCUUUAAUGGAAAAGGUCAAGCGGUUCCGUUUACUGCUUACUGUAGAAGAUAAAGCACUGGGUAUACCUACCAACUUGGAGGCUCGCAGGCGGAUUUCCUUUUUCGCCACUUCUCUGUUUAUGAACAUGCCUAAUGCCCCAAAGGUGCGGAACAUGUUAUCAUUCAGUGUUUUAACUCCACACUACAUGGAGGAAGUUAAAUUUUCAAAGAAGGAGCUCAAUUCAACAAAACAAGGGGUCGCUAUCCUUUUCUAUUUGAAAAACAUAUUUCCAGAUGAAUGGGAAAACUUUUUGGAGCGCAUGGAAAGGGAAAGAUCAGAUGAAUCUAAUGAUGAACUCGAGGAAGAAGAACGAAAUUGGGCUUCUUUCCGAGGGCAAACUCUAAGCAGAACAGUCCGAGGAAUGAUGUAUUACAGGAAAGCGCUGAAGUUGCAAGCUUUUCUUGACAUGGCUGAGGAUGAUGAUAUCCUCCAAGGUUAUGAUGCAAUUGAGAAGAAAAAUGAUACAUUAUCAGCUCAACUUGAAGCCUUAGCAGACAUGAAAUUUACACAUGUUGUGUCUUGUCAAAUAUAUGGAUCACAGAAGAACUCUGGCGACCCUCAGGCCAAAGACAUACUUGAUUUGAUGAUAAGGUACCCUUCCUUGCGUGUUGCUUAUGUUGAGGAGAAAGAAGAAAUUACGGCAGACAAGCCGCGAAAAGUUUAUUCAUCUAUUCUAGUUAAAGCUGUUAACGGUUUUGACCAGGAAGUAUACCGCAUAAAGCUUCCUGGCCCACCAAAUAUUGGAGAGGGGAAACCGGAAAAUCAAAAUCAUUCCAUAAUUUUCACACGUGGUGAAGCUCUCCAAACCAUUGACAUGAACCAGGAUAGCUAUUUAGAAGAAGCUUUGAAAGUACGAAAUAUCUUGCAAGAGUUCCUGAAAGACCAUGGUCGGCGGCAUCCUACGGUACUUGGCAUGAGAGAGCACAUAUUUACAGGGAGUGUUUCUUCUUUAGCUUGGUUUAUGUCCUAUCAAGAGACCAGUUUUGUUACCAUUGGCCAGAGGCUUCUGGCUAAUCCACUCAGGGUCAGGUUCCAUUAUGGUCACCCGGAUUUGUUUGACCGAGUAUUUCAUUUGACAAGAGGUGGCAUUAGCAAAGCAUCCAAAACAAUCAACUUGAGCGAAGACGUUUUUGCAGGAUUUAACACAACUCUGAGACGGGGAUAUGUCACGUAUCUUGAGUACAUGCAAGUCGGAAAAGGCCGUGAUGUAGGCCUUAACCAGAUUUCAAAGUUUGAAGCUAAAGUUGCCAAUGGAAACAGCGAACAAACAAUCAGCCGUGAUAUAUACCGCCUUGGUCAUAGAUUUGACUUCUUCCGAAUGCUCUCUUGUUAUUUUACAACCGUUGGCUUCUACUUCAACAGCCUGCUAUCAGUGAUUACGAUAUAUGUGUUUCUCUACGGGCAGCUAUACCUGGUAUUAAGUGGUCUACAAAGAGCCCUUCUCAUUGAGGCGAAAUUGCAAAACAUAAAAUCACUGGAAACAGCUCUAGCUUCUCAGUCAUUUAUCCAGCUUGGACUUUUAACGGGGUUACCAAUGGUGAUAGAGUUGGGACUUGAGCGAGGGUAUCUUAAUGCCCUUAAAGAUUUUGUUCUCAUGCAAUUGCAACUGGCUGCUGUUUUCUUUACUUUUUCCUACGGAACAAAAUCUCACUAUUAUGGCAGAACAAUUCUUCAUGGGGGUGCCAAGUAUAGACCCACUGGUCGUAAAGUAGUGGUUUUUCAUGCGAGCUUCACCGAAAACUAUAGACUUUACUCUCGGAGUCACUUUAUAAAAGGAUUUGAACUUCUGCUUCUAUUAAUUGUUUAUGAUUUGUAUAGGCGAUCAUACGAGAGCAACAUGGCAUAUGUUUUAACAACUUAUGCUAUAUGGUUCAUGUCAUUGACUUGGUUGUUUGCGCCGUUUCUGUUUAAUCCUUCUGGAUUUGACUGGGGCAAGAUAAUGGAUGACUGGAAAGAUUGGAACAAGUGGAUCAAUCAGCAAGGUGGUAUAGGGAUACAACAAGACAAAAGUUGGCAGUCUUGGUGGAAUGACGAACAAGCUCAUCUUCGUCAUGCAGGGUUAUUUUCUCGGUUAAUUGAGAUUCUCCUUUCACUAAGAUUUUUCCUUUACCAGUAUGGACUGGUGUAUCACCUAGACAUAUCCGGCUCCCAUAAAAAUUUCCUAGUCUAUGUGCUCUCAUGGGUUGUCAUUGCUUUUAUUUUCCUCUUGGUCAAGGUGCUGAAUAUUGGAAGGCGGGUUUUAAGUGCAAACCAUCAGUUAACUUUCCGGCUGUUUAAAGCUUUUAUUUUCCUAGGAGUUGUAGCUACUACUAUUACCCUCUCAAUCAUAUGUCAUCUGUCCGUGAAAGACUUGAUUGUCUGCUGUCUAGCUUUUCUACCAACUGGUUGGGGCUUCAUAUUGGUUGGGCAAGCAGUGAGACCCAAGAUUGAAGGUACUGGAUUAUGGCACUUCACUCGGGUGUUUGCUCGGGCUUAUGACUAUGGAAUGGGUGUUGUUCUUUUUGCACCUAUAUCUUCAUUGGCUUGGCUUCCAAUAAUUUCAGCUUUCCAAACUCGGUUUCUGUUUAAUGAGGCUUUCAGUAGGAGGUUGCAAAUUCAGCCAAUUCUCGCAGGAAAGAAGAAUCAUUAGUGAUCUCUCCUUGGAACAACUCGGUUUUGACUACAUAACUUGCACGUGCAUAUACUUCAUUUUUUAGUACUGUAGAAGACCAAGAUGUCUAGGUUACUUUCAGUAAAAUAGUAAAAACCAUCUUGUCAUGUGGAUAUAAUAUAUUCAAUAGGUUAGCAAUAGGUUAUAUUCUUUUAUGUAUAGAUUUACUACUUUGAUAAGGUACAGUGCAUAGACGUUUGAUGAAUACACAACUAUCAAAAUAUACUACCCUUAUGAAAAGUCAGUAUUAUUUUUUGCUACAGUACCUAAUCACAUAGGGUAACUUUGUGGCAUCAAUCGAA